Molecule: messenger RNA, 4386 nt
Organism: Hydra vulgaris (swiftwater hydra)
Lineage: Eukaryota; Metazoa; Cnidaria; Hydrozoa; Anthoathecata; Hydridae
Source: RefSeq, a predicted model, not a curated record
AGCUAAAAUAAAUUGUAAUCAAAAUGAAAGAAAUCAGGCUAGGCGAGAACUUAAUAGGUAUAAUAUGCAUCGCAUAGCAAGAAAUAAUAUUGCUAUAGAGAGUAACUACCUCGGAGAAUUAAACCAUAAUUGUCAGUAUUGCAGUGCAAAGAAGUUUUUAAAUGAAACUCAUUUUUUGUGCUGCCAUUCAGGAAAAGUUGCAUUAGCUCCUCUUUCUCUUUAUCCGCCAUUGUUGACUGGUUUAAUGACAGGAAACCAUGUUGAUCAUGCUGUAAAUCAAAAUUUUUUUAAACACAUAAGGAGUUAUAAUUCCUCUUUAUCUUUUGCUUCCUUCACUGCCGAAAUAGCUCCUCCCUCAAAUAAUGGCCCUUUCUGUUUUAGGGUCUGUGGGCAAAUUUUGCAUCGUGUUGGAAAUUUAAGGCCUGCAGAAGGUUGUCUGCCCAAAUAUUGUCAGCUGUAUAUCUAUGAUCCUAAUGCAGCAGUGUCAUUCAGAGUGGAACAACCUGGUAAUGAUGGUUGUAUACAUGAGUUAAUGCAACUCUUGCAAACAUUAAUUAAUCAAGAAAACCCAUUUGCUCUUGCAUUUAAAAACAUGGCAGAAGUAGAGGAUGAAGAAAUCCGCCAAGCAGCUUUAGAAGGUAGACCAACCUCUGUUGUAAGAAUGUCUUUGCUUGAAGGUCAUGAUAGACGUCGAUACAAUCUUCCUUCCCAUGAGGAAGUUGCUAUUGUGUUUGUGGGAGAUGAUGGUGCUCCACCUGCAUCCAGGGAAAUUGUUAUAUACCCUCGAGGUCAGCCUUUAAGAACAAUUUCGUCUAUGUCUGCAAAUUUGGAUCCUUUGGUAUAUCCAAUAUUCUUCCCGAGAGGUGAUGCUGGAUGGCACAAUCAACUAGAGCACAACCCUGACCGUGCAACCCGUGUUAGAAACCAUGUUACUUUGUCUCAGUAUUAUAAUUAUAGGCUUGCUGUUAGACAAACUUUUAGUCCUAUAUUCUAUGGUAAGAAACUUUUUCAGCAAUAUGUUGUUGAUGCAUAUGUCAAAGUUGAGGGACAGCGCCUUGCUUUUAUUAGAAAUAACCAAAACAAACUUAGAAGUGAGCAAUAUGAUGCGUUGCAUGAACAUGUAAUUAAUCGUGCUAAUGAUCUUAAUGUAAGACCAGGCCGUGUUGUUAUAUUGCCUUCUUCAUAUGUUGGUAGUCCAAGAGCAUUAAAAGAAAACUUUGAAGAUGCGAUGGCAGUCAUAAAGAAAUAUGGUAAACCAGAUCUAUUCAUUACUUUUACCUGCAAUCCAAAAUGGAGAGAAAUAGUAGAAAAUUUAAACCCAGGCCAAACUGCUAAUGACAGACCUGAUUUAGUUUGUCGGGUAUUUAAAAUGAAACUUAAAUUUUUCUUAGAGGAUAUUUUUAAGCAUGGAGUCUUAGGCAAAGUUGUAAGUCAUGUGCAGGUUAUUGAGUUUCAAAAGCGUGGUUUGCCACAUGUACAUAUUUUAUUGCACUUUGUAAAUGCUGAUAAGCUAGAAACAGCAGAAGAUAUUGAUAGUUUGAUAUCAGCAGAAAUCCCAGACCCAGCUGUUGAUCCUGAACUUUUUGAAAUUAUAAAAUCAUGCAUGAUACAUGGACCAUGUGGAAUUUUAAAUCCCAAUUCUCCCUGCAUAAAAGAUGGUAAAUGCACAAAAAAAUUUCCUAAGGAAUUUAAUCCCCACACUGUUGCAAUUUUUAAUGGUUAUCCACGCUAUAGGCGCGUCGAUAAUGGAAGAAUUGUAAAUAUAAAAGGUAAUCAAGUUGACAACCGUUGGGUUGUACCUUAUAACCCAUGGCUUUCUAAAAAAUAUCAAGCACACAUAAAUGUUGAAGCCUGCAUGACCAUAAAGUCAGUUAAGUAUUUAUAUAAGUACAUUUACAAAGGGCAUGACUGUGCCAAUGUGGUGAUAAAUGAGCAAGUUAACCAUGAUGAAAUAAACACGUUUUUAAAUUGUCGCUAUGUCUCAGCUCCAGAAGCAUUGUGGCGAAUAUUUGAGUAUUCUUUAAGUGAUAUGUCACAUAACAUCAUUCGACUUCAGGUUCAUCUGCCAGAUAAUCAGAUGAUAUAUUUUGUAGAAGGCGAAGAACAGGCAGCUUUAGACCGUGCAGCACAGCGUGACACUCACCUAACUGCAUGGUUUAAAUUAAAUGUUGAAAAUGAACAAGCCCGACACUAUCCAUAUGUUGAAAUUCCUUACCACUUUGUUUUUGAUAGCAAACAUUGUAAAUGGAAAGUUAGGCAAAGAGGUAGCAAUAAGGUGAUUGAUAGGAUGUAUAAAGUGAGUCCAAUAGGUGAAAUAUUUUAUCUUAGAAUGUUACUUUUGCAUGUUAGAGGUGCAGUUUCUUUUGAAGAUUUGCCUACUGUUAAUGGUACAGUUUUUAAUACAUUCCGAGAAGCAUGUUCUCAAUUAGGUCUGUUACAAGACGACGCUGAAUGGAGAAAUACAUUAACUGAGGCUGCUGCAACUCGGUUGCCAAAUCAAAUUAGACAGUUGUUUUCCAUUAUUUUGACUUUCUGUGAACCUGAUGAUCCAUUAAAUCUUUGGAAUGCCUUUAAAGAUUUUAUGAUGGAGGAUUACAUUCACCAUUCCAUGCCACCAAUAAUUGCUAAGCAGGCAGCUUUGCGUCAAAUUGAAUCUAUAAUUAAUCAGAAUGGUAAGACUUUAGCUGAUGUUAAUCUUCCUACUUUAGAUGAGUUUUUAGAUUAUGUCCCACAAAAUGAAGAGGAAGAUGUUCAGGUUUUAAUUAAUGAAGCAAAUAGGGUUAGACCAUUGUUAAAUGAUAAUCAGCGUCAAAUUGCUGAUGCUAUCCUUUCUGCUCUUAGUGAGCAACCUAACAAUGAAAACAAGCAGCCUAGAUUGUUUUUUAUGGAUGGCCCUGCAGGUUGUGGCAAAACAUUUACAUACAAUUAUUUAAUCGCUGAAACCAGCAGUAGACAUAUUAUAACUGCAACAGCUGCAUGGACAGGAAUAGCUGCAACUCUUUUAAAAAAAGGAUGUACACUUCAUGGUUUGUUCAAACUUCCUGUGCCGAUUUUGGAAAAUAGCACAUGCAAUGUAACUCCAAAUUCUAUACACGGAAAAUUCUUGAGGCAAGUUAGCCUUUAUUUACUAGAUGAGGCAUCCAUGAUACCUAAACAUGCUUUAAAUGCCAUUGAUAAGUUACUUCAAGACGUUUGCAAUAACAAGUUUCCUUUCGGUGGUAAAGUUAUUCUUAUGGGUGGGGAUUUUAGGCAAAUACUUCCGGUUGUAAAGAGAGGGCAACCAGCUGAUAUUGUUGAAGCCUGUAUAAAAUGUUCUCAACAUUGGCAAUAUGUUCAGCGAUUUUCAUUAACAGAAAAUAUGAGGGUUCAGGCCGAAGAAGAGGAAUUCUCUCAAUGGCUUUUAAAACUUGGUAGUGGAACAUUACCUUUAAAAGCAGAUGGUUCCUUUCGCGGGUGCAUUGAGAUUCCUGAGCAAUGCUUGCUUGGAGAAAAUGAAUCUUUAGUAGACAAGAUUUUUGGAGUUGCAGAAGAAGAUGAUUAUGCUAAACGUGCCAUUUUGACGCCCAAUAAUGUUGAUUCUUUAGCAAUAAAUGAAGAAGUUUUGGACCGUUUACCAGGUGACGUUAAGGUUUAUUUAAGUGCUGAUACUAUUGAAACAGAUGAUCUUAACGAAAUCAAUAAUUUUCCUGUUGAGUUUUUAAACAGUCUUACUCCAUCAGGAAUGCCUGUUCAUUGCCUAAAGCUAAAAAUUGGUGCUGUUAUAAUGUUACUUGGAAAUUUAGAUCUAAAAGCUGGACUUUGCAAUGGUACCCGAUUGAUAGUGCGUGCUCUACAAAAUAAUUACAUUGAUGGGCAAGUUCUAACAGGUGUUUCAGUUGGCAAGAGGGUAUUUGUCCCUCGGGUUCAGUUAACACAAUCUGAUUCAAAUUUACCUUUUACUCUUAAGCGUCGUCAAUUUCCUGUAAGAUUAGCAUACUCAAUGACCAUAAAUAAAAGUCAAGGUCAAACUUUUGACAAAGUUGGUAUUUAUCUCAAAAACCCUUGCUUUUCACAUGGUCAACUCUAUGUUGCAUGUUCAAGAACAAGAUCGUUUAAUACCUUAUUUUUUAAAAUUGAUGAGCAUUCAUUACAAGGUAUGUCAUUUAACAAAUGCUACACAAACAAUGUUGUAUUUACCAAUGUACUAAAUCUAUAAAUAAUUAAUUUUUUACAAUUAAACUCCUCAUUUCUUAUAAAUAUUUUAACUGUAAUUUAAAGUAUUUUUGUGUGUUGCUUGAUGCAGUAAUGUGUGAUAUUUAUUAUGUGUUUAAAUAUGUGUUAAGGUUAUAUUUUGUAAGUGUUUAUGUGUAACUAAUGUGUAAAUGACUGUUAUAUGUGAAGUGUAUU